Messenger RNA from Aspergillus steynii IBT 23096, 1533 nucleotides. RefSeq names its product putative MFS sugar transporter. Gene Ontology annotation, cellular component: membrane. The coding region runs from base 1 to 1533 and encodes 510 amino acids. The transcript is spliced from 5 exons. Gene Ontology annotation, molecular function: carbohydrate:proton symporter activity. Lineage: Eukaryota; Fungi; Ascomycota; Eurotiomycetes; Eurotiales; Aspergillaceae. The record is from RefSeq and is a predicted model, not a curated record. Gene Ontology annotation, biological process: transmembrane transport; carbohydrate transport.
AUGGGCCUUCUUACCUCGAAGAGAGCCUAUAACUGGUACAUAUCUCUGGUUGCGGCGGCAUGCAUGGUGCUGUAUGGGUACGAUGCAUCCGUAUAUAACUCGGUGCAAGGGUCGGAUAACUGGGUGGCCUACUUCAAUAACCCCGGGCCGAACAUGAUCGGUGGUGUCAACACGGCUUAUACCGUGGGUGCCAUUUUCGGUGGUUUCUUCUUGGGAGGACCCGUCGCCGAUUUCCUUGGUCGCAAAUUCGGAAUGGGAACAGGCUGUGUCCUGGUGAUCGCCUCCACUUUCAUGCAGACUUGGUCCCCUCGUGGAAACAUCGCAUGCUUCCUUGCCGGGCGAUGCAUCAUUGGUGUUGGUCAGGGAAUUGCCCUAACUGCGGGUCCAAUUUACAUCGGUGAACUGGCACCAGCCGAGAUUCGUGGAAAGAUCAUGACCUUCUGGCAGAUGUUCUACUCCGUCGGAUCUUUCAUCUGCUUCUGGGUGAACUAUGGGUGUACUGAGCAUAAAGAGAACCUGGGAGAAUGGGACUGGAAAAUGGUCGUUAUUUUCCAGCUCCUCGUCCCGGUUCUGAUUCUUGCUCUCCUACCCACCAUCCCUGGCUCUCCUCGAUGGUUUAUCCAACGUGGUAAUAAUAUUGAGAAGGCGCGUGCCGCUCUGAUGAGAGUCCGAGACACGGAGGAGGAGGUUGAGGAAGAGCUGCUCAAAAUCCGAGAGGCCAUCGAAUACGAGAAAGAAGCCAUCUCCAGCAGCUACUCCGCUCUCUGGAAAGACAAGUCCCUGCGCAAGCGCAUGGCUCUGGCUCUGGUGGUCAACGCCGGUCAACAGAUCACCGGACAAGGCACCUUGAACACUUACUCGACCAAAAUUUACCAAAAGGUGUUUACCAGCGCCGGUCAGAUCGCUCUGAUCAACGCUCUCAAUGCAACCUUUGGUAUUAUUUUCACGCUGAACGCUGUAUGGAUCAUCGACCGAUUUGGACGCAAGUUCCUUCUCAUUGUCGGUGGUAUCGGCAUGGGUAUCUGCAUGAUUAUCGUUGCCGCUGUCGAGACAGAAACACCUUCACCUGAUGGAGCUAAAACACAGUCCGUCGGUAUAUCGAUUGUGUUCUUACUCUUCCUAUUUAUAUUUUUCUACAAGCCUUCUUGGGGCGCGACAGUGUGGAUCUGGACGUCGGAGAUCUUCUCCAUGAACGUGCGAGCCCAAGCGGUGGGCAUGGCCUCGCAGACCCAGAACGUCGCCAACGCCAUCUUCCAGCAGUUCUUCCCCAUCUUCCUCGACAACGAGGGAUUCUAUGCCUUCUACAUGUUCGCGGGCAUCAACUUCCUCCUCGCCGUGUUCGUGUUCUUCAUGAUCCCGGAAACCAAGCAAGUGCCUCUUGAGGAGAUUGAUGCCCUGUUCGGCGGCGCCAACCACGCCACGCAAGGCCAGGACCUGAUCCUGACUGAGAAGCAGAUGGCUGUCAGUCAGCAAGAGGCGGGUGAGAAAGCGGGUGCAGUUAACGUUGAGGAUGCGUCUCAGCGGUACAAGUAG